UUGUUCAGUUCGCUCUCUUUCGGAAAUCGAUAUAGAAGUACGUAAACAAGAUGUCCGGGAACCCCGAUAACAGCCAGUUCAACGAUGACGAAUUGGUGCCACCUGCGUGGCUGAACUCGGAGUUCAUAGCUGAUGCUCUGGGAUCCCAUGAAGAAGAACCCGAGCUCAAGGUAAUUGACUUGACCUUGUCCCCGGCGAGUGCCAAGGGCGAUCACUAUGCCAGCAUCAUGUUCCGGGCAAAGGUCAAGUAUACCAACGCGAAGGGGGAGUUCGAGAAGUCGCUGAUCGUUAAAACGAUGCCAGAGGAGGAGGGUCACAAGAAGGAGUUGAUAGGGGGAUCGCCGAUAUUCGAAACGGAGCUGGGCAUGUACACAAAGGUACUGCCCGAAUUCGAGAGGAUUCUUCGCCAGGCCGGCGAUAGCACCAAGCUGUACGUUAAUUGUAUAUACCACAGCCUGGCGCCACAUCAGGUGCUGAUCUUUGAGGAUCUCGUGGAGAAGGGCUACUUUGUGCUGAGGGACCGGGAAGCCACCAAUGACGAGAUUGAUCGGGUGUUAUUCAAACUGGCCAAGUGGCAUGCAGUCAGCAUAAAAGUUCAGCACGAGCAACCAGACUUCUUAGCACCAUAUACACACGGACUUUUUGAGAUGCCCCAUGUAUUGACUGAGCCUUUUAUGAAAACUGGAAUGGAUUUUUUCGUGGAGCUUUUAAGUAAAGAGCCGGAGCUAAAUAAAUACAAACCUUACUUUGAAAGCAUCAAGGGAGAUUUUAUGGAACGACUUUUGACAGAGUGGAAUGAAGCCAGGAACAACCCAAAAGUAGACCAGUACAGGGUACUUUGCCACGGAGAUCUACACCUCCGAAACAUAAUGAUCAAGUAUAGGGAUCCUAACUGCUUCGAAGACUGCAUGUUACUGGACUUUCAGAUCUCGAAUCUUUUCCCCCUGACAUUCGAUCUGGUUUAUUCGAUUUACAUGCUCUUCGAGCCAGAGCACCGCUUUAAGCACUGGGAUGAUUUUAUCGACUAUUACUUUUUCGUACUAGAGGAUGUUCUAAAGAGAAUCGGCUACAAGGGUGAAAUGCCCACCCAAUCGGUUCUCUGGGAACGCCUGCAUCAGCCUAAAUACUAUCAUUUCUUCCUUAUAAGCACCUUCUUGCCUUUGAUGUGGGCAAUGAAGGAUAAGUCCGUGGAGUUUGGCGAUCUGCUUCAGAAUGAAGAGAAACGAAGGCAGUGCUCCUUUUCCACAGGCUAUAUUAAAGAUGUGAAAAGACUGCUGGCCCGACUUGAUUUGUUUGGCUUACUCCGAGAUUGAAAAUGUAUUUCUAUUGGUUUGUAUAUAUUAAAUCAGUAUUUUCAUACCAGUUUUUGAGCGUUGUUAAUAAAUAAUAUAGAAAACAA
This is a messenger RNA of Drosophila biarmipes, 1399 nucleotides long. RefSeq lists its product as uncharacterized. The coding region runs from base 51 to 1313 and encodes 420 amino acids. The record is from RefSeq and is a predicted model, not a curated record. Lineage: Eukaryota; Metazoa; Arthropoda; Insecta; Diptera; Drosophilidae. The transcript has 3 exons.